Messenger RNA from Aspergillus melleus, 840 nucleotides. RefSeq names its product DODA-type extradiol aromatic ring-opening family dioxygenase. Gene Ontology annotation, molecular function: ferrous iron binding; zinc ion binding; oxidoreductase activity, acting on single donors with incorporation of molecular oxygen. The record is from RefSeq and is a predicted model, not a curated record. The transcript has 4 exons. NCBI's taxonomy places the organism in Eukaryota, Fungi, Ascomycota, Eurotiomycetes, Eurotiales, Aspergillaceae. The coding region runs from base 1 to 840 and encodes 279 amino acids.
AUGGCGACGAGAACUCCGGUUUAUUUUCUGAGUCAUGGUGGUCCGAACAUCAUGUUUGAUCACGACCACCCGGCGUAUUUGAAGCUCGGGCAGAUCGGACGAGAGAUCACGGGCAAGGUCAAGCCCCGCGCGGUGGUUGUGUUUUCGGCGCAUUGGCAGGCUGGCAAAGAUCAUGUGGAAGUGAAUAAUGCGGAGCUUACGGAUUUGAUAUAUGACUUCUACGGCUUCCCAGGCCAUUACUAUAAAGAGACUUAUCCGAAUGUCGGAAGCAAAGACGUAGCUGACAAGGUACUUGGGUUACUGGGCAACGCGGGGAUCAACGCCCGCGGCGUCAAACGAGGCCUGGACCAUGGAGUGUGGGCGAGUUUCAAGUGUGCCUUCGAACCCGACACCAACCCCCUCAACGUCCCCAUCGUCCAAGUCUCCCUCUUCAAAACGGAAGAUCCCAUCCAGCACUACAAACUAGGCCAAGCCGUGUCCGCCCUACGCGAUGAAAACAUCCUCAUCAUCGUGUCCGGCAUGGCCGUGCACAACCUCCGCGAUCUGCAGUUCACAUGGGGCAAUCCCCAACCUCUACCCUACACGGUGAGCUUUGAUGAGGCGCUCAAAGAUGCUGUCACGACUGCCCCCGGGGACAGGGAGCGCGCCAUGGCGGAGUUGUUGAAGAGGCCGGACGCGCGCCAGGCGCAUCCGUAUUUCGAUCAUUUGUUGCCGAUCCAUAUCGGUGCUGGGGCCGCUGGGGAGGAUGUGGCUAAGAGGUUGUGGACGCUGAAGGAGGGAAGUAUGAGUUGGGCGCAGUUUCGGUUUGGGGAGGUUGGUAAUAGUAGUAGUUCGUUGUGA